UUCGGUUAUUGUACAGCGGAUGAAAAGACACUGGCUAUGUAACUGAACGCCCGCCCCGUCCAAUAAAAAAAAAAAACUAAAAAGAGGAAAAAGAAAGAAAAGAAAGUCAGACAUCGUCAAAGUUUAAACAUGGAUUUUAAAUCUUUUCUCACUGCCAAAAAGCCUAGACGGUCAAACAGAUUAGAGAUGAAAAAAAUAGAAAAUACAGUGAAGCAUAGACAUUUAGGUUAUUUUGACAUAUUGCCUUUGGAACUGAAGUUUCAUCUUUUAACAUAUCUUUCAGUCGAUGACUUAAGUAUAUUAACAAUUACAUCGAAAGCCAUGCGAAAUCUCAUUGAUGGAUUCAAGACUACCAGACCAUCUGGCAGACAUUUACUUCCAAAUCCAUUCCACCAUGAAAUUCUAACUCAAUCAGAGAAAGACGAAUAUUAUUACAGAUUUAAACAGUUAGGUUUACUUAUGAAGCGGUCGACUUGCCUGUAUGCCACAAAAGAUAGAUUGAAGUUUGUGAAUGACUUCCUUAUGCGGAUUAUCUGUACGAAUACCAAGAACUGUGAGAAUCCUUUGAAUUGUAUUGCUUUGAUAUGCUUUGGAAAGUUUCUUCACACCGUGGUUGCUGGAUGGGAUGAUUCUGAAUGUCAAAGAGCAUUUGAUUCUAUAUGUUUGCAUACUGGUGCUUUAAGAAAUGUUAGCACAAUCCUGAAUUCUAAACCAGGUUUGCAUAGUAAAAUGGAAUGUGAUGCACGUUUGUUUUUCCGGCGAGUUUUCCUAGAUCACUGUGAAUUUGUUACGACCAGAUCCUUUUGGUUAUCUUGUAUCUUUAAAUCAUGGCCUAUGGUGCACCAAGCAAAGUUAUUGUAUUUACUAUAUGGACCAGCAUCACAAAAUGAAAUUCUAUGGUUUGAAAUGUGUGAUAACACAUCAGAAAAUUGCGAAGAGUCAGUGCAAAAUCUUGGUAACAUGGCCAAUGCUAUUCAUUGUCUGUAUCACUAUAAUGAGAAAUGGACCAAUGACAAUGCUGUCAGUGUAGUUGAUGAACUUACAAGUUUUCCUGAUCAGUGGUUAAGCGAGAACAUUGCCAACUUGAUGUUGCUUUGUGGCGACGGUAUAGCAUCGAGAAUGUUAAUAAGUAAAGCUAUUAAUGGACGAAUUCCUGAACUUUCAGAACUGAUGUCUUCUUUUUGUACAGUUUGUGUUAAAAAUAAUUUUAAUAUCAACUAUGUUGUAUCAUCAUUAUGGAGAAUAUUAGAAGUCAUGAAUCAACCAAAAGAUAGAAUUAUGUUGCUAAAUACAAUGAUGGACAUGUAUCAAAGACUAAUAAUGGAUCUACAUUUAUACAAUGAUCCAGAAGUUGAUCCACAGAAUGAAAUAUACUAUGCUGUGAGUGCAAUCACUGAACUAACUAAAACAUUACUGACGAUAACCUUCAAAAGACUUCUUCCUGAAUGAGCUACCCAAUAUAUAAAUAUAAAUAUAUACAACCAUAUAUAUAUAUAUAUAUAUAUACACAUACACAGACCCACAUCCAUGAAUGAUACACACAUCUUUCUUCAUACCAUUUCAGAGUUUCUGCUUUUAAAUUGCUCUAGCUGUUUAGACUGUGAUAUUUUCUUAUUUAUUUUUAAUGUGCAUGUCUUUCAUUCAUUAGUGGCUUUGUUAAUUGCUUCUAAAUUUUCUGAGUAAAUUAAAGUUAAUAAUAAAAAUAUUUUUGGAAAUGUUGCAGCAAUCUUAAGUAAGAGCUGCAAUAGCAAUCUUUUACUAUUGUCAACACAAAAUUUAUAAUCUAAUACAAUUGUUUUAUUUGUGAUAUUAUUUAUUAAAAUUCUCUACAUCAGUAAAAAAUUUAUAACUGAAGAUAUUGUUGUUUGAGUUUUGUACUUAAUUUUGUUAUUAAUUCCAUUAAUAUUAUUUUGUUUUAAGUUAUUAUAAAACAUUUUCUUUAAAUCACUGACAGUGAAGCUAUAUUUUCUUAUGAUACUCUAUCUUUACAUAGCUUAUUUAACACAACACAAGUUCCUUUAAUAUAAAUGUCUUAAGGAAUUCUAAGAAAAUUUAUUUCAAGCCAUGUAGUCAUGUAGAUAUAUUCCCUUUGUAUAUAAAACAAUUAUAAUAAACUUUGAGCCUAUAAUAUGUAACUCAGAUUUUUAACUACUCAUUUGCCAAUUAAACUUCCUUUG
Messenger RNA from Octopus bimaculoides (California two-spot octopus), 2177 nucleotides. Its product is annotated as F-box only protein 47. NCBI's taxonomy places the organism in Eukaryota, Metazoa, Mollusca, Cephalopoda, Octopoda, Octopodidae. The record is from RefSeq and is a predicted model, not a curated record. Gene Ontology annotation, molecular function: protein binding.